ACUAGGGGUUUCUGCGGACUGCUGCGGUCUUUUUUGCGGAGCGAAGGUUUGACUUUCUCCGAAGAAACCCAGAGCAGUGGACCUCGAUGCCAAUGUCGUUGGCCUCCUUGUUGCAGAGCUCUCGCCCAGGAAAAGAACGACCGCAUAGUGGUAAUACGAGAGAAAGCUGCCAUACGCUGCGCCGAAUAAUAAGCGUGGCGCUUAACAUCCACCCAAAUUCGGGGUAAUCGAGUUUCUCCAGAUAUGGUUUCCCCGGGAUUUGUGAGACUGGAGAAUGUUUGGUGCCUGAGGAUUCAAAGUUGAAUGGCUUGCAUAUAAACAUGCUGUAUCAUGCAAGAAUCUUCAGAAAUUAUCCUUUCACACAGUAUAUCCUAUCGACCUCACAAUGGUUCAUCUCACCAAGGCCCUUGCGGUGGGUAUUUUGGCGGGCGUCGCAUAUGCCUUCAACUACGACCAGCCUUACCGUGGCCAAUAUCAUUUCUCGCCCCAGGACCAUUGGAUGAAUGACCCCAACGGUCUUCUCUAUCACAAUGGGAUCUACCAUCUGUUCUUCCAGUACAAUCCUGGCGGUAUCCAGUGGGGCAAUAUGUCCUGGGGCCAUGCUACCAGCAAGGAUCUCACCCACUGGAAGGAGCAGCCCAUCGCCCUUCUUGCCCGGGGAUAUGGCGGCAACGUCACCGAGAUGUACUUCAGUGGGAGUGCGGUCGUUGACGUGAACAACACUAGUGGCUUUGGGAAAGGUGGCAAGACACCGGUAGUUGCCAUGUACACGUCCUAUUAUCCCGUUGCGCAGACAUUGCCGAGUGGUAAGACUAUCCAAGAGAAUCAGCAGGCCCAGUCCAUUGCCUACAGUCUUGACGAUGGUAUGACCUGGACCACGUACGAUGCCGCUAACCCGGUCAUCUAUAACCCUCCCGCCCCAUACCAGGAUCAGUACAAGGACUUUCGUGAUCCCUUUAUGUUUUGGCACGAGAAGUCCCAAAAGUGGGUUGUUGUCAUUACUCUGGCCGCAUUACACAAGCUCGCAAUUUACACCUCCGAAAAUCUCAAAGACUGGAAGUUUGAGAGUGAAUUUGGUCCCUACAACGCACAAGGCGGUUCCACGAAAUGGGUUAUGACGAUCGGACUUAACCCCGGUGGUCCCCCAGGCACGGUCGGUUCCGGAACCCAAUACUUCGUGGGCGACUACGAUGGAACCACGUUCACUCCCGAUAAUGAUAAUGUAUACCCCGGAAACUCAACUGCUAACUGGAUGGACUGGGGCCCAGAUUUCUAUGCUGCGGCUGGCUUCAAUGGCCUCCCUGUAGACGCCCACGUCCACAUUGGAUGGAUGAACAACUGGCAGUAUGGUCAGAACAUACCCACUGACCCCUGGCGCAGCGCCAUGUCCAUUCCUCGACACCUGGCUCUUGAGACUAUCGGCGACAGGGCGACUCUAGUUCAGCAGCCCCAGGAAGCCUGGUCUUCUAUCUUGAGCAAGCGGCCGGCCUACUCGCACAGCUACAAAUCUGUCCCGGAAGGCUCCGUCAACGUGGGCACCACCGGCAAGACGAUCAAGAUAGACUUGAGCUUCUCUGCUGCUUCGACGGCUUCGGAGUUUGCGAUUGCUGUUCGAGCCUCCGCCGACUCCACUGAGCAGACCCUUGUGGGUUACGACUUCAUCAACAAGCAAGUCUUCAUUGACCGCACCAAGUCUGGAAACGUGUCGUUCGACAAGACUUUCGCGAGCGUCUAUCGCGGACCUCUCGCACCGAGCGACAAUGGCGAGGUGAAACUGAGCAUAUUUGUGGAUCGGUCCAGCGUGGAAGUUUUCGGUGGUAGGGGCGAGACCACCCUGACGGCUCAGAUUUUCCCGAGCAAGGACGCGAUCUACGCCCAGCUGGUGUCAACUGGGGGAGUUACUAAGCGCGUUCGCCUCAACGUCUACAAUGUUGCCUCGACAUGGAACUGAUGGUAUUGAGCGGCUAAGCAUGGUAACUCGUCAAAUAAAAG
Messenger RNA from Aspergillus novofumigatus IBT 16806, 1992 nucleotides. RefSeq names its product glycoside hydrolase family 32 protein. The coding region runs from base 386 to 1951 and encodes 521 amino acids. Gene Ontology annotation, molecular function: sucrose alpha-glucosidase activity. Lineage: Eukaryota; Fungi; Ascomycota; Eurotiomycetes; Eurotiales; Aspergillaceae. The transcript has 3 exons. The record is from RefSeq and is a predicted model, not a curated record. Gene Ontology annotation, biological process: sucrose catabolic process.